Molecule: messenger RNA, 468 nt
Organism: Sphenostylis stenocarpa
Lineage: Eukaryota; Viridiplantae; Streptophyta; Magnoliopsida; Fabales; Fabaceae
Source: the annotation of a GenBank genome assembly
AUGGCAUACUCUCAACUUCAAAAGGUGGAAGCUAGCGUCCAUAUCAAGGCUUCUGCUGAACAUUUCUAUGAUGUUUUCUGCAACAGGCCACACCAUAUUGCCAACAUUUCACCUGAGACUAUAAAGUCUGUUAAAAUUCAUGAAGGUGAAUGGGGCACUGAGGGUUCCAUCAUCUCCUGGAAUUACAUAAAUGAUGGAAACAUUUGUGUGGCUAAGGAGGUGGUUGAAAGCAUAGACAGGGAAAAGAAUGAAGUACACUUCAAGGUUAUAGAGGGAGAUCUGCUGGGACAUUACAAGAGCUUCAAGACCAUUUUGCAAGUGACUCCAAAGGGAAAGGGGAGUGUGGUGAAGUGGGCAUUGGAAUAUGAGAAGAAAGAAAACCACACUCCUGAUCCUCAUGCCUUACUGCAAAUGGCAACUGAGAUGAGUCAGAAAAUUGAUUCUUACCUCACUCAGGGAAAAAACUAA